GCUCCAACCACCACCGUCACUGCCAUUACACCCACCAUCGCUAUUCCAUCGCUUUUUGCACCCCACCCAGCUCUAAUAGACAAUUCCGGAUUUACGUUUUACUGAGUUUUCGUUUUGACUUGAAUUGUUUCUCGGUUUUCGCCCUCUAAACUCCGCCAAGAUGUCGCUCGAAGCAACCAUGAUCGUUGUGGACAACAGCGAAAGUAGCAGAAAUGGAGAUUAUACCUCGACACGAUGGCAAGCCCAGGUCGAUGCCGUCAGCGUCAUCCACAGCGCCAAGAUGCGCGUACAUCCUCAGUCGGCCGUUGGACUCAUGAGCAUGGGCGGAAAAGGCCCCGAGGUCCUCUCGACAUUCACAUCCGACUUUGGUAGCAUUCUGUCAGGUCUGCACCGGACUAAGAUUCAUGGCACUCCUCAUCUUAGCUCCAGCAUACAGGUGGCUGGUCUUGCCCUGAAGCACCGUUCCGAAAAGUCCCAGCGCCAACGCAUCAUCGUGUUCUCCUGCUCUCCGAUCGAAGAAGACGAGAAGACAUUGGUGAAGCUGGCCAAGAAGAUGAAGAAGAACAACGUUUCGAUCGACGUGAUUGCCUUUGGAGACCUCGAAUCCGACCAGACCAAGAAGUUGGAGGCUUUCGUCGAGAACGUCAAGGGUGGCGACGGCUCCAACCUCGCCAUCAUCCCUCCCGGCCCAAACCUGCUUAGUGAAGAGCUCCAGGUCUCGCCCAUCUUGGGCGGCGACGGUGCUGGUGCUGAAGGCGGUGCAGGAGGAGACGGUGGUGAGGGCGGUGGCUUUGGAUUUGAGGAUGCGGCCGAGAACGACCCCGAGCUUGCGUUCGCUCUCCGGUUAUCUCUGGAGGAAGAGAAGAACCGACAGGAGAAAGAGAAGCGGGAUCAGGAGGAGCAAGAAGGCAAAUCUUUGCUGGACAACAUUCCCGAGGAGGGAGGUAGCGGAAGUAAAGACAAGAAAGAGGACGGAGACAAGAUGGAUACCGCCUAA
Aspergillus wentii DTO 134E9 is the source of this 997-nucleotide messenger RNA. Its product is annotated as proteasome regulatory particle base subunit RPN10. Bases 161 to 997 code for a protein of 278 amino acids. The transcript has 4 exons. The record is from RefSeq and is a predicted model, not a curated record. Gene Ontology annotation, biological process: proteasome-mediated ubiquitin-dependent protein catabolic process. NCBI's taxonomy places the organism in Eukaryota, Fungi, Ascomycota, Eurotiomycetes, Eurotiales, Aspergillaceae. Gene Ontology annotation, cellular component: cytosol; proteasome regulatory particle, base subcomplex; nucleus. Gene Ontology annotation, molecular function: polyubiquitin modification-dependent protein binding.